Messenger RNA from Paramuricea clavata, 6337 nucleotides. The record is from the annotation of a GenBank genome assembly. Lineage: Eukaryota; Metazoa; Cnidaria; Anthozoa; Malacalcyonacea; Plexauridae.
AUGCCACCUAAGAAGGCUAAAGCUACAGAGGCAACAAAGCAGCAUGUUGUAGUCAAUGAAGAUGUCAACGCUACGGAAGUAUUGGAAUCUAAAGUGGAAACACCAAAGGCCUGUAUUGAUAAGGGUAGUGGUGAAAAGGUUAAAGGACCAUUAUUAAAUACAGAGACGGUGAUCGUAGGUACCAAUGAAGCCGAAGUAGUAGAAAUUAGAGAAGAAUCAGAUAGCAACGAGCCAAAACAAAGGAACUAUGAUGAUGAAUUAACACAUGAUAAAGAACUAAGGUUUGAAAUGGCGGUUAAUGCAAAACAUGAAAGAUCUAUAUGUAUGGAAGAAUUUCGAAGGGAACUUAGCAUGUUACAGCAUCUAACAAAGGAUUUCGAAACAAAACCAGAAGAGGUAAAUGCAAGAAGGGACAGGUAUGAACAAACAUUUCAUAAAUUUGUUAUUAGUCACGAGAAUUAUAUGCAGCAUGAAGAUGACUUAGAGAAGAAAGACUUAAUGACUGACAAUUAUAAUGAUCAACGCGAUGUCAAACUACAACUAGAUUACAUGGUAGAUCUGUGGCAAACCAAUCGAGAAAGAUAUCUAAAGCCCCCAUCAGAAUCUGGAUAUAGUUUGGCAUCUCGUAAAAGCAGAAGUAGUCGAACAUCUAGUAGAAGCAGUGUGAAAGAAAGAAGGAAGGUUAUGGAAGAGGCAAAGUUGAAAAUGCAGACCUAAAGGAGAAACAGGAGCUAGAGCGCCAACUUGAAGUAGCUGAGCAAAGUAAGACGGAGCUUUCCAGGAAGAUUAAAUUACUGAAUGCUGAAGCAGAGCUAAAGCAGGCAAAGAUUGAUUUUGUUAUUGAUCAGAUUCCAGAUGACGAAGGUGUCGAUGGUAUGAAUGAAUACCUACGAGACUUUCAAGGUCCAACUUGCCCUGAAAAAUCCGAAAUUCCCUACCCCAGUCAACCUAAAUUUGUCCCUGAGUACCCACCAACCCCUCAUUCUCCAGCAGCACAGGUACAACCACCUGCACCAUUGCUCCAUAACCAUCCUAGCCCUGAACCCAGACCGUAUGUACCCAACCUAGCGACAACUGAGUCGGACAGAUUCGAUAUUCCCAAAGUAGGACUAGAUGUCACGAGGAAUGAAUUUUAUCCAAAUGCUAAUCACGAAGCCACAAAUACCUUGCAAGAAGAACCAGCACCGCCACCCCAACCGCAGCUAGAUGUAUGGAACUCCAUAGCACAGGCCAUAAAGGAAGGCCCUUCUUUACCCAAAAUAGAGCUUGUGAGAUUCGGUGGUGACCCCUUGGAAUAUGUCGAGUUUGUGACAAGCUUUAAAGAUAACAUAGAAUCCCAAGUUUCUGAUGACUCCCAGCGGUUCACUCGCCUGUUAGCGCAGUGUGUCGGCAAAGCGAAGUAUGCAAUCCGAAGUUGCGUCAACCUUGAUGUCGGCCAGAGAUAUAAGGAAGCAAAGAGUUGUCUUCUUGAGAACUUUGGCCAGCCUCACAUUAUAGUAGAAGCUCAUAUGAAAAAGCUCAGAGAACUUCAAAUUAGAAAAACUGAUGCGAAUGCCUUGAUGGAGUUUGUGCGUCACCUAGAAGAUUCUGAGAGAGCAUUAAAGAGCAUGGGAUCCAGCUACUCCAAUCGGUUAGACAAUGAAGAUGUAAUAGUUAUGUUGAUGAGGAAACUCCCCGAAGAUGGCUUAAAGAGGAAGUGGGUGGACAGAGCUGGAGACCUUAUCAAGAGCAAAGACUAUGUACAAUUCGAUGACUUUGUAAAUUUCUUGAAGAAAGUGGCAGGGCGUAUAAACAACAGGUAUGGGAGAGAGCUUAAGCAAGCCAAUGAAGACAAGAAAUUUCAGAACAGGUCAAGAUUCGAGCAGCAAAGGAGAGUUAACGCAAACGCAAUUCAGGGUGGUUUGAAUAAGGAAGAUACACCUGUAAGAACUGGUCGUAAGUGCCCCCAGUGCUCUGGACCACACGGUGUCUGGAGGUGCCAAGUAUUCAAGUCAUGCAUCUUAAAGGAUCGUCUGAGAACUGUGAAACAACACAAACUUUGCAGAAUAUGUCUCGGCGAAGGCCAUUUUGCGAGGUCAUGCAAAAGUGGAUUCACCUGCCGUGUAGCCGGAUGCGGAAAACAUCACCAUUAUCUAAUCCAUGAUGAUCAAGACGCUAAAGGGGAACACUCCACCAAUCAAGAUAACGAGAUGCAAAGUCACGACGGUUUAAAGAAGGAUGCUGGGACCCAAAGUAUUACAGCCGAUGAUAGACAGAAUCAGGUAAAUCUACAUAUGUCUACAACAACGACAGCCGGAACGUCAAAAGAGCGAGUCAACAUUAGCGCAGUCAAAGCAAGUCGACCACGGGUUUGUUUUAAGGUAGUACCGGUCAAGGUGAGCAACCCUACCAGUGACAAGGAACUUGUUACGUACGCAUUUUUAGACAGUGGAUCCGAUACGACUCUUUGUCUGGAAAGUUUAGUUGAAGAGCUAUCAGUGAUUGAUGCGAAACCGGCUAAAUACACUAUGACGACAGUGAACUUGCAACAACAGAAGGCAGGCUAUGAGGUACGGUUGGACAUCGAAUCGGUAUCGAGCAGUGAAAAGUUCCAGCUUGAAGGUGUACUAACCACAGACAGCUUACCAGUGACUCCGAGACACGUAGCGACCAACAAAGAAGUUCAAGAGUGGCCUCAUCUGCAGGACAUUGUCUUACCCGAAACUGGAGAUGAACAGGUUACCAUUUUGAUAGGAAGUGAUCGACCUGAUAUAAUUGAUAAUUUUCUCGACCGAAGAGAUGGAACAAAAGGGCAACCAUGUGCAGUUAAGACACCUCUAGGAUGGACAGUGUAUGGUCCAAUGGGAGAACCUCGAUGCGAGCAAGUGUCCAUUAAUUCCGUUAGGUCAGAAUUCGACAUUCUCGACCAUAAAUUAGAGCGUAUGUACAACGCAGAGUUUGAUGACAUCAAUGACGAUAUUGAUGAGAACAUGUCCGUUGAAGAUCGCUACGCAGAAGAAAUCAUGAACAAAACCACCGUAUUGAAAAAUGAGCAUUACGAGAUCGGACUUCCCUUUAAACACAACCCACCACAACUCCCAGAUAGUCUUUACACAGCUGAGAAGCGAUUAGAAUCCUUAAAAUCGAAGAUGGAGAGAAACGAAAACUUCCGUAAGAAAUACAGCAGCGUUAUGGCGAAAUACCAAGAAGAAGGAGCGGCGAGAGAAGUCCCCGAGGAGGAAUUAACAAUGCUCAAACCAUUAUGGUACCUCCCUCAUCACGCAGUCUGGCACCCAAGGAAGCCUGAGGAACCUAGAGUAGUUUUCGAUUGUGCUAGCAAGAGCAACGGAACUUCGUUGAACGAUGAACUGUUGCGUGGGCCAGAAAACACUAGUUCCCUCAUUGGCGUGAUACUGAGAUUCAGAGUUGAUAAUAUAGCCGUAACCGCUGACGUGAAGAGAAUGUUUCAUCAGGUCUAUGUUAAACCUGAGCAUCGCGGAGCACUGUGUUAUCUUUGGUGGCCCGAUGGUGACAUCUCGAAGGCGGCUAAGACGCAUCAGAUGCUCGUCCAUAUAUUUGGAGCGAAGUCCUCACCAAGUGUUGCAGGGUAUGCUCUCAGAAGAACCGCGAAGGAUAACCUCUACGAGUAUUCGUCAACUGCUGUGGACGCAGUUCUGCGUGAUUUCUACGUCGAUGACCUUUUAAAGUCGUUUUCCGAAAUGGACGAAGCAAAACUCGUAAGUAAAGAGCUACAGAGCUUACUAGCGAAGGGAGGAUUUCAGCUCACCAAGUGGAAUUCGAACUCGCGAGAAGUGCUGGAAGAAUUCUCAACCGAAGAAAGAGCACCGGUGGUUAAAGAUUUGAAUCUUGAAUCCGAAGCAUUGCCCAUGGACCGUGCGCUUGGCGUUAAUUGGGAUGUAGAAAGAGACACGAUAAGCCUGGUCGUCAAUAACAAGACGGAACCGAACAAUCGCAAGGGUGUGUUAUCCUCGAUUGCAACUGUUUACGACCCCUUGGAUUUGCUAGUCCACUUAUCCUACCAGCUAGAGAGAUCAAUCAAGAAUUGUGUAGAUUGAAGUUCGACUGGAACAGUGAACUUCCCAAGGAAUUACACGCUCGGUGGACGAAAUGGAAGGAAGGCUUGGCCAGCCUAGACAGAUACGAAGUACCAAGAUGCUUUAAACCGAAAGAAUUCGGACAGAUCGAGCAGGUAGAGCUUCAUCACUUCGCCGACGCUUCUCAAGAACAUGGCUACGGUACAGCAUCGUACUUGCGUCUUGUGAACGAGAAAGGAGAAAUCCACUGUUGUUUUGUUAUGGGAAAGUCUCGAGUCAAACCCCUCAACAAGGCAGUCACGGUUCCCAAAUUAGAACUGACAGCAGCUACUUUGGCCACGCGUAUGAACAAGAUUAUCGUUAAGGAGUUACGAGGCAGACUAAAGAUCGACCGAAUAAUGUUCUGGACUGAUUCGAUGAUCGUUCUGAAAUAUAUAGCCAACGAGACACGGCGGUUCGUUACGUUCGUCGCAAAUCGCGUUGCUGCCAUCCGUCAGGAAUCAACACCCGAACAGUGGCGCCACGUAAGAUCGGAGUUUAACCCAGCGGAUUAUGCGUCGAGAGGAAUUCAAGCUUUCGAGACAGAUAAACUAGAGCGAUGGAAACGCGGACCAGAGUUCCUCUGGAAACCAGCCGAUGAAUGGCCUUCCCAACCCACAGAUCUGACAGACGGUCUUGAUGAGAAUUCCGAAGGCGUGAAGAAGGAAAAGGUCGUAAUAAGCGGAACAGCUGUGCAAGGCGAAUUUUGGAGUUCAUUGUUUCAACGAUUUUCAACUUGGGAAAGACUUCGAAGAGUUGUCGCCUGGCUGAUCAGAGCGUGUCACAAACGAACGUUGCAUAAUUCUAACGAAAUGAGAAGCAAUGACAACAAGAAGGGCGUCCAAAAACAAGGUAGACCAUUGUUAUCAGUAUCCGAACUCGAAGAAGCUGAAAAGAGAAUAAUUGAGCACGUUCAGCGAGAAUCAUUCCCGGACGAUGCGGAGACGGCAAAGAAAGGUAGCCUUGCCCAACUUAAACCGUUCAGAGAAGAAAAACUGCUUCGAUUGGGAGGAAGAUUAGAACGAUCGAGCUUAAGCUAUGACGCCAAACAUCCUUUUAUAUUGCCGAAGGACCACCCGGUAUCAGAAUUGAUCGUAUUGCAUUAUCACCAUCUUAACGGACACGUAGGAAGUUAUCAGACAUUAGCAAAAACGAGAGAGCGGUUUUGGAUCACCAAUGGCGUUUCGUAUGUGAGACGUGUUCUCAAGAGUUGCCAAGUUUGUAAACGAGAAAACGCGAGAUUAGGAGAGCAAAUGAUGGCACCGCUGCCAAGCGUGAGAGUAUCGUCAGAUAACGAUGGAAUCGCGUACCCAUUCGCGGCAGUAGGCGUAGAUUACUUUGGACCUCUGUACGUCAAGCUUGGCCCUAAAACGAGAUCGAAGAAGAAUGAGACAUUAGGAAAGCGCUUUGGAUGUAUCUUCACAUGUUUACGAUACCGAGCAGUACACAUCGAAGAAGCAGAAGACUUAUCGACCGAUAGUUUCAUCAACGCCGUCCUACGCUUUGUUGGUCGAAGAGGUGCACCUCGCAUCAUCUACAGCGACAACGGCACCAAUUUCAAAGGAUCAGAAGCUGACGUGAUCGAAGCUUUGAAGUCAUGGGACGUGGAAAGGAUCCAAGGUUCGCUAUCACGCAGAAGUGUUGAAUGGGUGCUCAAUCCCCCGUUAGCUAGUCAUCAAGGAGGCGUUUGGGAACGCUUAAUACGUUCAACUAAGAAGAUUUUGCGCUCGUUGGUCGGACAACGCGAACUAAAUGACGAAAGUUUACGUACACUCAUGGUAGAAGUCGAGAAAAUAAUGAACGACCGACCAAUUACGCCAGUCUCAAGUGACCCACACGAUUUAGAAGCACUUACCCCUAAUCAUAUACUCCUUCUACGUCAGAACCCUUCAACGUCAGCCGGUGAGUUUAACGGAUUGGACAAGUUCAAGGCAAGAUGGAAACACGUUCAGAUGUUAGCAGAUACGUUCUGGGAAAGAUGGAAAAAUGAAUAUUUGCCCACUUUACAGGAAACUCAAAAAUGGUUGAAGAAGAUGCCCAAUUUCAGUGUUGGAGAUUUGGUACUGAUGGUUGACAAGGAUGUUCCUCGUGGUCAAUGGCCGAAAGGAUUGGUCGAGCAAGUGUUUCCCGACACUGAAGGAGUUGUACGUCGAGUGGUAAUCCGAACAGCAGAUGGCGUCUACCGAAGAGACGUGAGAAAGCUAUGCCUCCUAGAAGAGAAACUGAUGAAAUGCAUGGAAGAUCAGGAACAUAUUGAUGAGUGA